Molecule: messenger RNA, 1272 nt
Organism: Mycotypha africana
Lineage: Eukaryota; Fungi; Mucoromycota; Mucoromycetes; Mucorales; Mycotyphaceae
Exons: 5
Coding region: 1-1272 (423 amino acids)
Biological process (GO): nucleosome assembly
Cellular component (GO): chromatin; nucleus
Molecular function (GO): histone binding; chromatin binding
Source: RefSeq, a predicted model, not a curated record
AUGGAAUCGCAGCAAAAAACCACUGGUGUGGACAUCAAGAACAAAUCAGGAAGUCUCACAGCUCCCACACCUCAAAAUACACCCAUCAAUCCUGCUCCUAUCACGUCUAGUUACCGUCCUACUAUUUCUUCAAUUUCAGAAGACGCAGAAAGCAGUAAUGCCGAUAACACUGCUGCUUCUAAUCUUGCUGGUGCUUUUACAGGAAACCCAGCCCUUUUGAGUAUGCUUCAAGGAAAGCUAGGUACUCUAGUAGGCCGUCCCUCUGGAUAUAUUGAUUCAUUGCCACCUUCCGUUAAGCGUCGUCUUAAUGGCCUCAAAUACCUUCAAUCCAAGCAUGCCGAACUUGAAAAUAAGUUUCAAGAAGAGGUUUUAGCCUUAGAAAAGAAAUAUUUGCAGUUGUACCAGCCUUUAUAUGAUCAACGUGCUAAAGUGAUUAGUGGGGCUUACGAGCCUACAGACGAGGAAGUGGCUGCCGGCGAAAAGGUAGACCAAGAAGAAGAUGAGGACAAUGAGACCACAGCAGAUAAAGAUAAUAAUGACGAUAACGAAGACUCGGAAGUCGAUGAUAAGAACAUUGAGGGCAUUCCUGAAUUCUGGUUGACCCUUUUGAAGAAUCAUCCUCAAAUUUGCGAAACUAUUACCGAGGAAGAUGAAGGUGCCUUGAAGCAUUUAGUUGAUGUGCGUAUAUCGUACAUGGAUCAACCCGGCUUCAAACUUGGUUUCGAAUUCAAGGACAAUGACUAUUUUACAAAUAAGGUAUUGACGAAGACUUAUUAUUAUCAAGACCACGCUUAUGGUGGCGAUUUUGUUUACGACCACGCUGAAGGUUGCACUAUCGAUUGGAAGGAAGGCAAAGACCUGACAGUGACAGUUGAAACUAGAAAGCAACGUCAUAAGGGCACCAAUAAAACUCGUGUCGUGAAGCGUACUGUUCCCUCAAAUUCCUUCUUUUAUUUCUUCAGCCCACCUGUAAUUCCUGAUGAAAACGAAGAGAUUGACGAAGAAGAGGCCGAAGGUUUGGAUGCUAAACUUGAAGCUGAUUACGAGAUGGGUGAAGAGUUCAAAGACAAGAUUAUUCCUCAUGCUGUUGACUACUUCACUGGCAAGGCUUUGCAAUACGAAAACUAUGAUGAGGAGGAUUAUGAUGACUACUACGAAGAUGAAGAUGAUGAUGAAGAUGAGGAAGACGAAGACGAUGAAGAUGAUGAUGAUGAUGAUACUGAUGCUGCCCCUACCAAAGGUGAAAAUGCUCCCGAGUGUAAACAAUCGUAA